GGACCCUGCCGCCUUCCGCACUCCUGGGAUGCUGAAGUCUGCAGAUGGUCUACAAGCACAGAGUUCUGGGCUCCAUCCAUGAGGCAUGUAGUUCUCCAGUAUCAGCUGCUGGAACCAGUUUUACAUCAUUUCCCAGCUUUUUCAUUUUCCUUCCUUUGAUUCAGACGACCAGAAAAAAACAAAAAACAAGAAGAGCCUACCCUGGAUUCCUGUCUUCCCUCCCUCCUCCUUCUAUCAUGGCCUGCAGGUUUUCUCAGUGCAGCGGAGACACAAGGUGUGCUUGCCCCUGACUGGGUCACUACAACAGUUUGCAACUAAGACUGGAAACAACGCCGUCCAUGGAUUGGCCCCCUCACUCAGCUCGGACUCGCAGUGGUGCCUGUGACUGUUAGAUGUGGUUGCAUUCAUGAAUGAAGUACCCAGUAAACGUUGUGUUAUGACGCCGCCUACAGCAAGAUCCUAAACAGGCCCAUCAUCUAUCUGGCACACCCACUGAUACCAAGCCUGAAGACUGUGGCCACCAGUUUUGGAAAACAAAACACACACACUCACUCACACCGAUACCUACUCUCCUCGGCCAGGAAAUAACAUCAAGCAAGUCAAGAUGGGAGAUUUGAACAGUUCAGUGGAUUUUUACCCAAAGAACCAGCGGAGAGAGCAGAAUCAUGCCGGAGGCUUUGGCUGCACUUUACAAGAGCUGCGCUCUCUCAUGGAGCUACGAGGAGCAGAGGCCAUUCAAAAAAUACAAGAUAGUUAUGGUGACGUCCAUGGCCUAAGUAGGAGACUGAAGACUUCCCCAACUGAAGGUUUGUCGGAUAAUGCAGCAGACUUUGAGAAGAGAAGGCAAAUAUACGGUGUGAACUUCAUACCUCCCAAAAAACCCAAAACCUUCCUGCAGUUAGUCUGGGAAGCCCUUCAGGACGUGACUCUCAUCAUUUUAGAAAUUGCUGCCAUCGUCUCUCUGGGCCUUUCAUUCUAUGCACCGCCGGGAGAACAAAGUGAAAACUGUGGGAAUGUGCAGGCUGGAGGCCACGAAGAUGGGGAAGCAGAGGCUGGGUGGAUUGAGGGAGCCGCCAUUUUGUUGUCUGUCAUUUGUGUGGUGUGGGUGACGGCCUUCAAUGACUGGAGUAAGGAGAAGCAGUUCCGCGGGCUGCAGAGUCGCAUUGAGCAAGAGCAAAGAUUCUCCGUCAUCAGAAAUGGACAAGUCAUACAGAUCCCCGUGGCUGAGCUCGUUGUGGGAGACAUCGCCCAAAUAAAAUACGGCGACCUGCUGCCCGCAGACGGAGUUCUGAUCCAGGGAAACGAUCUGAAGAUUGAUGAAAGCUCGUUGACAGGAGAAUCGGAUCACGUGCGCAAGUCUGUAGAAAAGGACCCGAUGCUGCUUUCUGGUACACAUGUCAUGGAGGGUUCUGGCAGGAUGGCGGUGACAGCUGUUGGUAUCAACUCACAAACUGGAAUCAUUUUCACCUUGCUUGGCGCUGGUGGAGAGGAGGAAGAAAAGAAAGACAAGAAAGCUGCCAAAUCUGCCGUCACUGCCCACCAUAUCACUGCCGCUAACGCUUUCCUAACAUCCAGCUACAUGAACGGAAAGCAGCAGGAUGGGGCAGUGGAGAAUAUUCAAAUCAAAGCUAAAAAGCAGGAUGGAGCGGUUGCCAUGGAGAUGCAGCCACUGAAGAGCGCAGAAGGUGGAGAAAUGGAGGAGAGAGAGAAGAAAAAGGCCAGCAUCCCAAAAAAGGAGAAGUCCGUGUUACAAGGGAAACUUACCAAACUGGCUGUUCAGAUAGGAAAAGCAGGUCUGGUGAUGUCGGCAAUUACAGUUAUCAUCUUGGUGCUCUACUUUGUGAUUCAAACCUUUGUGGUGGAGGGCAAAGUGUGGCUAUCGGAGUGUACCCCUGUCUACGUGCAGUACUUUGUCAAAUUCUUCAUCAUUGGAGUUACUGUCCUAGUGGUGGCUGUGCCAGAGGGCUUGCCUUUAGCCGUUACCAUCUCUCUAGCCUAUUCAGUCAAGAAAAUGAUGAAGGACAACAACCUUGUACGGCAUUUGGAUGCUUGUGAGACCAUGGGCAACGCCACUGCCAUCUGCUCUGACAAAACAGGGACUCUGACAACCAACCGCAUGACUGUCGUCCAGUCCUAUAUGGGAGAUGUCCAUUAUAAAGAAAAGCCAGACCCCAGCACCCUCAAUACCAAAACCUUGGACCUGCUUGUUAAUGCCAUCGCCAUUAAUUGUGCCUACACCACUAAUAUACUACCUCCAGACAAAGAAGGAGCGCUUCCCCAGCAAAUAGGCAAUAAAACUGAGUGCGCCCUGCUUGGGUUUGUUCUGGAUUUGCAACGGGACUACCAGCUGGUGCGAGACCAGAUUCCUGAGGAGACGAUCUACAAAGUGUACACAUUUAACUCUGUCCGUAAAUCCAUGAGCACCAUCGUGUGCCUGCCCAACGGAGGAUUCCGGCUAUACAGCAAAGGAGCUUCGGAGAUCAUGCUGAAAAAGUGUACAAACAUCUUAAAUGCUGCGGGUGACCUCCGCACUUUUCGGCCCCGAGAUCGUGAUGAGAUGGUAAAGAAGGUCAUCGAGCCAAUGGCGUGUGACGGACUGCGCACCAUCUGCAUUGGCUACCGAGACUUCCAAGGAGUACCUGAGCCAGAGUGGGAAAACGAGAAUGAGAUAGUGGGAGACUUGACAUGUAUUGCUGUGGUGGGAAUAGAAGACCCUGUCAGGCCGGAGGUGCCAGAAGCUAUUCGGAAAUGCCAGCGUGCAGGAAUCACAGUUCGCAUGGUCACAGGGGACAACAUCAACACGGCACGAGCCAUCGCAGCCAAAUGUGGCAUCAUCCAGCCUGGGGAGGACUUCCUGUGCUUGGAAGGAAAGGAAUUCAAUCGACGAAUCAGGAAUGAGAAAGGAGAGAUAGAACAAGAACGUCUGGAUAAAAUCUGGCCGAAGUUGCGUGUGCUUGCCCGGUCUUCGCCAACUGAUAAACACACUCUUGUAAAAGGGAUAAUUGACAGCACAAUCGGUGAACAACGUCAAGUGGUGGCAGUGACGGGAGAUGGCACCAACGAUGGCCCAGCGCUCAAAAAAGCAGAUGUUGGAUUUGCAAUGGGUUUGGCAGGCACAGAUGUCGCCAAGGAAGCCUCAGAUAUCAUCCUAACAGAUGACAAUUUCUCCAGCAUUGUCAAAGCUGUUAUGUGGGGCCGCAACGUAUACGACAGCAUUUCCAAAUUCCUUCAGUUUCAACUGACCGUCAACGUGGUCGCUGUGAUUGUGGCGUUUACUGGGGCCUGCAUCACUCAGGACUCACCACUAAAAGCCGUGCAGAUGCUUUGGGUCAAUCUAAUUAUGGAUACCUUUGCAUCCCUGGCGUUAGCAACAGAACCCCCAACAGAAUCACUGCUUCUACGCAAACCCUACGGAAGAAACAAACCCCUUAUUUCUCGCACCAUGAUGAAAAAUAUACUUGGUCACGCAGUCUACCAACUCAUCAUCAUCUUCACAUUGUUGUUUGUUGGUGAACUCAUCUUUGACAUUGACAGUGGGAGAAACGCCCCGCUGCACUCCCCUCCUUCAGAACAUUACACCAUCAUUUUUAACACCUUUGUCAUGAUGCAGUUGUUUAAUGAAAUCAAUGCACGCAAAAUCCACGGAGAGAGGAAUGUAUUUGAUGGUAUUUUUGCAAACCUAAUAUUCUGUAGCAUAGUGCUGGGCACUUUUGGAGUCCAGAUUUUGAUUGUCCAGUUCGGAGGGAAGCCCUUCAGCUGUGCUCCUUUAAACGCGCAACAAUGGCUGUGGUGUCUGUUUGUGGGAGUGGGGGAGCUUGUUUGGGGACAGGUCAUUGCCACCAUCCCCACCAGCCAUCUUAAGUGUUUGAAGGAAGCGGGGCACGGGCCAGGCAAAGAUGAAAUGACAGACGAGGAGAACGCUGAGGAUGAAGACGAAAUUGAUCACGCCGAGAGAGAGCUCCGCAGGGGUCAGAUCCUAUGGUUUCGCGGGCUGAACCGUAUCCAGACACAGAUGGAGGUAGUGAGUACCUUCAAGAGAAGCGGUUCAUUUCAGGGUGCUGUGCGUCGGCGUUCCUCGGUCCUCAGCCAACUCCAUGAUGUAACAAAUAUUUCUACCCCCACUCAUGUAAUUCUCUCUGCCGCCAAUGCCACCAGCACUGCUGGGAAUCCGGGUGGUGAAAGCAUUCCGUAGUUCCCUCUACGAAGGCCUAGAGAAACCUGACUCCAAGCCCUCCAUCCACAAUUUCAUGGCAACCCCUGAGUUUUUGAUCAACGACUACAUCCAUAAUAUUCCCCUUAUCGAUGACACAGAUGCGGAAGAUUGCGAGGAGCCUCCAGGCAAGGUGCUGUGGUCCAUUCCGCCCCCGUCUCCCAACAAGAACAACAACGCUAUUGAUAGCGGGAUCUACUUGACCACAGACACAAGCAAGUCAGCUGCCUCUUCCAAUCCAGAAAGUCCUAUGCACAGUGUGGAGACUUCCCUAUAACAGAACAAUGUACUCAUCUCCAGUAACCACAAGCAAGACCAUAGAAACUCUUUGCUUUUGCUGAUGUGUCAGCAGAGCCUAUAUCUGCAGCUGAAACAGCUUAGAUGUACUAAAAAAAAAAAAACACACACAAAAAGGUUAUCCAAGACCAAAAUGUAUGAAUAUUCAUAUUUAUGUAUUCAUUUUAAAGAAAAGUAUUGGAGGUUAUUAAGCAUCUUUCCUCGUUGGUUUGUAUUUUGCAACCCGAGGUAACAUUAACAGUUCACUAUCUCAAAUCCAGCAAAGAAAAGGAAAACAUUUAUGGCAGUGAUUUUAGCACCUUGUGGGCCUUUUUCUUUUUUUUUGGAAAUCGUCCUUUUCUUGUCAUCUAAAUAAUAAAAAAAUUAAAAAUAAAAAAAACAACAAACUGUAAUUGUUUGGCCUAAUCUAAAACAAGAGAAAUUACAAGGUUACAUCAUUAAGACUGCAGUGUAUUUCAGAGGGGAUUCAACUUAGCUUACAUUUAAAAAAAAUGAAUUUUAAAAAAAGAUAAGGCAUUUUAGAAAUGAUUAAAAAAAAUUGUUAGAAAAAAAUAAAAAAUAAAAUACUACAAACUGUAAUUGGUGGGCCUAAUCUAAAACAAGAGAAAUGCCAAGGUCUUAACGGUCAACAUAUUUUUAGUGUUGCCUAGAUAAUAUCACUAUUACAUUUUUUAAUAAAAGCUUAAAAGCCCUUCUGGAAAUACAUACAUGACAAUUUCUAAAAUGCUUUAUCUUUUUAAAAUUCCAUGUUACAAUUGUAAACUAAGUUGCAUGCCCUCUGAAAUACACAACGGUCUUAAUGAUGUAUUUUUGGCAUUUCUCUUGUUUUCAAUUAGGCCAACCAAUUACAGUUUGUAGUUUUUUUUUUCUAAUUAUUUUGGGUGACAAGGAAAGGGACAUUUUUGAUUAGUAAUUAGUAGGUGUAAAUAAAAAAAAUUAUAAAAAACAUUACAAAUUCCUAAUCAAAAAUAUCCCUUUCCUUGUCAACCAAAAUAAUAAUUAAAAAAAAAACCUACAAACUGUAAUUGGUUGGCCUAAUUGAAAACAAGAGAAAUGCCAAAAAUACAUCAUUAAGACCGUUGUUUAUUUCAGAGGGCAUUCAGCUUGGCUUAAAUUUAGAAAAUGGAAUUUUAAAAGAUUAAUCAUUUUAGAAAUUGUUAAAAAAAAAAAAAGGGGGUUAGUGGCAAGCCAACAGGAAAAUCGUCUUUUAAGCUUUUAUUCAAAAAUGCAAUAGUGAUAUUAUCUAGGAAACACUAAAAAUAUGUUGCAGUAUACUUAGUAGGUGUAAAUAAAAAUAAAAAAAAUCUAAGUAAACUGCAACAUAUUUUUAUUAUUGCCUUGAUAAUAUCACUAUUGCAUUUUUGAAUAAAAGCUUAAAAGCCCUUCUGGAAAUAUAUAAAAGACUAUCCUCCUGUUGGCUUGCCACUAACCUUUUUUUUUUUUAAAACAAUUUCUAAAAUGCUUUAUCUUUUCAAAUUCCAUUUUCCAAAUGUAAGCUAAGCUGAAUGCCCUCUGAAAUACACAAUGGGCUUAAUGAUGUAGCCUUGACAUUUCUCUUGUUUUAGAUUAGGCCAACCAAUUACAGUUUGUAGUGUUUUAUUUUUUCUAAUUAUUUUGGAUGACGAGGAAAGGGCAAUUUUUGAUUAGGAAUUAGUAGGUGUAAAUGAAAGAAAAAAAAUUGAAUUCCUAAUCAAAAAUUACCUUUUACCGUGUCGUAAAAAAUAAUUAGGGACAAAAAACACUACGAACUAAUUUGUUGGCCUAGUCUAAAACAAGAGAAAUGCCAAGAAUACAUCAUUAGGAUCGUACAUUUGGAAAUAGAAUUUUAAAAUAUAAAGCAUUUUAGAAAUUGCUAAAGGAAAAAAAAAAUGUCAAUGGCAGGCCAACAGCAGGACAGUCUUUUAUAUAUUUCCAGAAGGGCUUUUAAGCCUUUUUUUUAAUAAUGCAAUAGUGAUAUUAUCUUGGCAACACUAAAAAUAUGUUGCAGUAUACUUAGAUUUUUUUUUUACACCUACUAAAUAUACCACAACAUAUUUUUCGUGUUGCCUAGAUAAUAUCACUAUUAUAUUUUUGAAUACAAGCUUAAAAGUAUUUUAUACCUAUAUUUCCAGAAGGGCUAUCUUGCUGUUGGAUUGCCACUGACAUUUUUUUAUUUUAUUUCUAAAAUGCUUUAUCUUUUACAGUUUGUAGUGUUUUUUUUCUAAUUAUUUUGGAUGACAAGGUAAGGGCAAUUUUUGAUUAGGAAUUAGAUUUUUUUUAUUAUUAUUAUUUACACUUACUAAUUCCUAAUCAAAAAUUGCCCUUUCCUUGCCAUCCAAAAUAAUUAGAAAAAAAACAAACACUACAAACUGUAAUUGGUUGGCCUAAUCUAAAACAAGAGAAAUACCGAGGCUACAUCAUUAAGACCAUUGUGUAUUUCAGAGGGCAUUCAGCUUAGCUUACAUUUGAAAAAUGUAUUUUUAAAAGAUAAAGCAUUUUAGAAAUUGUUAAAAAAUAGUGAUAUUAUCUAGGCAACCCUAAAAAUAUGUAUCAGUAUACAUAGAUUUUUUUUAUUUACACCUACUAAGUAUACUGCAACAUAUUUUUAGUGUUGCCUAGAUAAUAUUACUAUUGCAUUUUUGAAUAAAAGCCCUUCUAGAAAUAUAUAAAAGACUAGCCUCUCAUUCACUUGCCACUGACUUUUUUUUUUUUAACAAUUUCUAAAAUGCUCGAUCUUUUAAAAUUCCAUGUUACAAAUGUAAACUUAGUUGAACACCCUCUGAACUACACAACGGUCUUAAGAGAAAUGCCAAGGAUACACCAUUGUUUAAAUUAGGCCAACUAAUUACAGUUUGUAGAGUUUUUUUUUUAUUUGUAUUUUUUAUGUAAAAGGAAAGAACAAUAUUUAAUUAGGAAUUAGAUUUUUAUUUACACCUACUAAAUCCUAAUGAAAAAUUGCCCUUUCAUUGUCAUCAAAAAAAUAAAUAAAAAAAACACUACAAACUGUAAUUGGUUUGCCCAAUCUAAAACAUGAGAAAUGCCAAAGAUGCAUCAUUAAGACUGUUGUGUAUUUCAGAAGGCAUUCAGCUUAGUUUACAUUUGAAAAUGGAAUUUUAAAAGAUAAAGCAUUUUAGAAAUUGUUAAAAAGAAAAAAAAAUAAGUGGCAGGCCAACAGGAGGAUAGUCUUUUAUAUGUUUCCAAAAGGCGUUUAAGCUUUUAUUCAAAAAUGCAAUAGUGAUAUUACCUAGGCAACACUAAAAAUAUGUUGCAGUAUACUUAGUAGGUGUAAAUAAAAAAUCUAAUUCCUAAUAAAAAAAUUGCCCUUUCCUUGUCAUCCAAAAUAAUUAGAAAAAACCACUACAAACUGUAAUUGGUUGGCCUAAUCGAAAACGCGAGAAAUGCCCUGGAUAUAUCAUUAAGACCAUUGUGUAUUUCAGAGGGCAUUCAGCUUAGCUUACAUUUGGAAGAUGGAAUUUUAAAAGAUAAAUUAUUUUAUAACUUGUUAAAAAAAAAUUAUUAGAAAAUAAAAUUAAAACACUACAAACUGUAAUUGGUGGGCCUAAUCGAAAAGAAGAGAUACAUCAUUAAGACCGUUGUGUAUUUUAGAGGUCAUUCAGCUUGUCAGUGGCAAGCCAAUGAGGGGAUAGUCUUAUUUAUUUUCAGAAGGGCUUAUAUUCAAAAAUUGGUAAUACCAAGUAUACUGCAACAUAUUUUUGAGUUGCCUAGAUAAUAUCACUAUUGCAUUUUUGAAUACAAGCUUAAAAAACCCUUCUGGAAAUAUAAAAAAAAAAUGAUCCUCUUAUUGGCUUGCCACUGAGAUUUUUUUUUUUUAAGUACACUAAAAAUAUGUUGCAGUAUAUUUAAGUGUAAAAUAAAAAAAAAAACUGAAUUCCGAAAUAAAAAAAAAAAUGCUUUUUUUAGGUGACCAAAUUAUGUAUGUUCUCAUCUAUAAAACCAUAAUAAAAUGUACAAUAAAGGGACAAUACACCUUACCUUUAAAAGCAUCACUUUAUUUAUUGCUCAUACCCUUCGAAAAACAGCAUGGAAUAGAAAACUUUAGUCAAACACGUAGGGGGGAAAAAAAAAAAAAAAACGAAAUAUAAUGUAAAGUCAUAAAACUAUUCUAUGCCAUACAGUGCAUGAUUUUUACAUUGUAUUUAUUUAUUUUUUAUAUAUAUUAGAAUCACACCAAAAUAAUGUAAAAUCAUGAAACUAUUCUAUGCCAUACAGUGCAUGAUUUUUACCAUAACAUUUUUAUUUUAUUUUAAAUAUUAGAAUCACACCAAUAUAAUGUAAAAUCAUAAAGCUAUUCUAUGCCAUUCAGUGUAUGGUUUUUACAAUUUAAUUUUUAUUUUUUUCAUAUUAUAAACACACCAUUUGUCUUAAAUACCGUGUCCUGUUCCUAUAUGAUCCUACAUUUCUGCAUGAGUAGCCUAUCGUUAUUUGGUAAGAGAUGAAGGAAUCACAAUAACUGCCACUUCCAUGCUUUACUUGCCAGUUUUUUACACAAUAAAAAAUAACAUGAACAUUUUUAACCUAUUUAAAUAACGAAAUCAAACCUAGUGAGGAUGCGUACGUACGUAAGCGAUGCUGGAGCUGGCGGAUUAUGGAUUGCCACACAUGUGGAAGACUAUCCUUGAAAACCUUCCUGCCCAACACUCAACCCGAAUUUUAAGAUGAAGAGAGUCAUGAAUGGUGGACUAAAUUUACUUAAGUGGUUUGAGAUUAAAGUGGACUUUUUCUAGUUACAAGCAAAGUGGAAGCCUCCAAAUCCCUUUUCUUUUUUGUUUACAUUUUUAUUUUUUUUAUUUGAAGGGAUGAUGCCUAUAAAAUUACUUAAAUAUCAAGUUUGCAUUAAAUAUAAGCCAUGCGAAAUCCUGCGUAAUGAAUCUUAAAUGCCAACUUUCUGUUUUUUUUCUUCCUCUGCUCUGUAGGCAUUUCACAAAAAAAUUGGAAUUCAAUUCACAGUUGCAAACCAAUGCAAGGUGAAUAAAAAAUUCUGUUUCUGUAGCCUUGUAAGAGCAAACUUAUCUAGAGUAAGUUAAUAAAAAAAAAAUUGUGGUGGAUUAAAAAAAAAAAAAAAAAUCAUGACAGGGUCCUUUUUUUUUAAAUUUGUAUUUAUUUAUUUAUUAAUUUUAUUUUAUUUGAACAUCUGUGUAAUGCCUAUGGUGACACUCAGAACUACCAGCUCUAGAUGGUUAAAGCCAUUCCUUUAUGUUGAAAGAUUGCAGCAAAUGAUCAGCUAAAAAAAAUAUGACAGUAAGAAAAAAAAAAGAAAAAAAAAAGAGAAAAAG
Molecule: messenger RNA, 9780 nt
Organism: Rana temporaria (common frog)
Lineage: Eukaryota; Metazoa; Chordata; Amphibia; Anura; Ranidae
Gene: ATP2B3
Product: ATPase plasma membrane Ca2+ transporting 3
Exons: 24
Coding region: 605-4192 (1195 amino acids)
Biological process (GO): calcium ion transmembrane transport; regulation of cytosolic calcium ion concentration
Cellular component (GO): membrane; intracellular membrane-bounded organelle
Molecular function (GO): ATP hydrolysis activity; PDZ domain binding; ATP binding
Source: RefSeq, a predicted model, not a curated record